UCCGGCACGGCGGACACCUGGUCACACCUGUGAAAUCGUAACUCGCUAGGACUGCUUUACGCCUACACUCCUCAGUGCCACUUCACGCGCCAACAACCCAGGGUGGUCCCAGUUGCUCAUCCAAAUUUGUCUUGGGAGGGUGGCUUUUGGCAGUGCAGUAACACGCCGCAGAUGAGCGAGACCCCAAUUUCCCGCCUGGAAGUCCUCCUUUAGCGGAAUCAGAAUAGAAAAAAAAAAAAAAAAAAAAAAAAAAAGUCAUCGUUAUAUAGCAAACAAAAAAACCGUUUUUCUUGGGAGUCGUUCUGGGAUUCUAGAAAGCAUGUGACCUCUGAGACCUAACUAAGUGUAGAUGGAUGAUCCAUAACCUCAUACAGGUGGCUCAGAGUAAACCUGAGGAGUGGGGUUCUCAGUCUACCUGUGAACAGUGGCAGAUCCUCUGCUGCCUUAUCAUGUACCGCAGAGCUUACGUCUUGCUGGAAAGAGACCUAAAAGAGUUGAACCAGAACAAUUAUGUGGGUAUUACUGCUUUUCCUGUAAGUGAUGAUAUGCUGAAAUGGCAAGCUGAAAUUGAAGGUCUACAGAAUUCGAAUUGGCAUGGAUUAGUUUUCCAACUGACAAUAGACUUUACAUUGGAGUACAACCUUGCCCCUCCAGUUGUGAAAUUUAUAACAAUUCCUUUUCAUCCAAAUGUAGACCCAUAUACUGCUCAGCCCUGUAUAGAUUUUCUGAACGACCCCAAGAAGUGGAAUACAAGCUACACAUUGAGCAGUAUCUUACUUGCCCUACAGGUUAUGCUUUCUUACCCAGUGUUAGAAAAUCCAGUGAACUUGCAAGCAGCCCAGAUGCUGAUUAAAGAUGAAUCUAGGUACAGAAAAAUAGUUCGAAGGCUUUUCCUGGUGCCAUUACAAUUGGAAGAUGACAGUCUGCAGUUACCUCAAGACCAAGAUAAAUUGGUCAGAUCAGUUAAAUCAAUCUCAUUUAAUGAUUACUACAAGACAUGGUCUACAAUAGCCACAUCAAAAGCGACAGAAUACUACAGAAUUCCACUGCUUGAAGAUCCACAGUUCAUUGGACAGUAUUAUAAAUGGAAGAAAACUGAUCUACAACAUCCUAAAGAAUGGAAGUUAAAGUAUGCUGCUACCAAGUCUCAGCUUGCAAGAGAAAAUAGAAUGCUUCAUCAAGUCAGUGAUCCAAUUGAAAAGAAGCGCCUCUGGCCAACUCCAGAUAAAGUCUCUUCUGCUUCAAAAACUGAAGAAGAUUUUAAAAUAGACUUAGAGUCCUGGGAAGAGGAAGUGGACGACCUGGUUGCCUGGGCCAACACUCUCAGUAUAGAAAAUUUAGAAGAUGAGAACUAACACUCCAGGGUUUCAAAAACAAACAACCUCCACCUUAGCUCAGUUGCGUGGAGCAACUUUGGGAGACUGUCAGAACUUGUUUCUGUUUGUUCGUUUUUCAAGUCGACCAAGUAAAAAUUAGAAAAUACAAAUAGAAAUCCAUAGAUAUGUUGUUUGGAUCAUUGAACUCUGCUCUGUUUGGAACUAAGCCCAAUUAAUGAUACUGAUACCGGUGUUGAGAAUCUGGUCUGAGUCCCUUACCCCUGGUGUUGAAGAUGGAACACCCGACAAACACUGAGGCAAGUGCAAAAAGUUUUAUUUAAAGGAUAGAACAGAGGGGGAGGGGCAGGCUCCUCUGCCGAGGAGGGGGUCCAAGUUGGUACCUAAGGGAGUGGGGUGUCCUGCUCUUUUUAACCUUUCUUCUCAUGCCCCCUUCUCCCGCCAUCUUGCCUACAUGGCCAAAAGAUGGGAAAAGAGCCUCCCAGGGGUGCCUCUCCAUAUCUGCCCAGAAGGGCAGGAAGGGAGCUGCCCAGGAGGUGCUUCAUUAACAAGUUCUUGCAGGGAGGAACAAUUCCCUGAAGGCAGGUAACCUUGGCAACAGGUUGGAGGAGGGGGAAGUGUUCUGAAGGUAUUAGCAUUUUAUUUCCCCUUCAAUCAGCCCCCAUCUUCCUGACCCAAUCAUACAUUACCUACACUGAUUGCCCUUUUGCUCCAGGCCUCAAUCCACCUUCUGGAAAGGGAGUCCUUACUACAGUAAGGAGAAACGGAAAAUGAUUGCUCUGGCCGCUUUGGGCUGAGUUGGGUGAUGUGAGGCAAGCUGUGUGGGUUUCCCUUUUAGGAAUGUUCUAGAUCAGUCAAGGGUUCUGUGGUCAAAGUCUGGUUCAGAAAGAACAGGCUGUGAAGUGAUCUGGGAGAUGGGUGCUUCUAUGAGAGAAACAAGACAUGACGAGUGGAAUGAGAUUAAUACACAAUGAAUGUCAUAGCAUCUGGAACAUGUCAAUGAAUAUCACCACAAUGAUAGAAACCACUAAUUUUUCACCAGGAGGUUCAAGAGCUAAGUUGUUUCCAUGACAAGGCCAGUGAGGGCAUGGCCUCUACUUGGAAAUAUAAAUCUUUAAGUAUAUUAGUUACAUUGCCAGAGUUAUCAGGAAUAUACACACAACAUUUAGUGUUUAUAAUGUCAUAGAUGCCCCCAUAAGAUGUAGUUAAGAUAUCUAAUGUCAUCUGAUUUUUAUAAAAUGCCUCCUUAUUGGUAUAACCUCUGUGUUUAGUAGAGACCCCUUUUUUCCUGUUACUUAGGGCUAGAUAAUCAUACUAGCAAACAGAGCAAGUCCGCCUAUGUAGGCAGUCAGGAAGAUUUAUAGGUCUUAAACUGAUGACAAAAAUCUUCUAACACUGAUAGUCUCUUUUGACUAGGCACACCCGUCUAAGAAUCUUUCUUUCAUAGCCUCCAGUCUUUCUUACUCUUGGUGGGACUGACACAAGUGUACAUCUUAAGUUACACCAAAGAACAAUUGUCUUCCUUUUAAUUCUCUUGUCAGGUGUUUAAGACCAAGCUGGCCAAAUUGACCUUGUUCCUAUCUACUGUUCGGAGUCAGCUGAGUUUCCUUAGGGGGUGUUAUGAUUUGGAUGUGAGGUGUUCCUCCAAAGCU
Sciurus carolinensis (gray squirrel) is the source of this 2986-nucleotide messenger RNA. It is a transcript of the gene Ube2u, whose product is annotated as ubiquitin conjugating enzyme E2 U. Lineage: Eukaryota; Metazoa; Chordata; Mammalia; Rodentia; Sciuridae. The record is from RefSeq and is a predicted model, not a curated record. The coding region runs from base 354 to 1355 and encodes 333 amino acids. The transcript is spliced from 10 exons.